UCGACUCGUCGUCGUCACUCGUGUUGUGGCGCUGACGAAGUGCAUACAGUAGUUGUUCCUGUUUCAUCGGUCAAUCACAGUCAGUGCCGGCAAGUGGUGGGUGUGUACGUUUGGUUCUUCCGGUCUCGGUACAGAGGAAAAAACAGGCGCUCGAGCUCUCUCGCCGCAAACACCAGUCAUGGGCGGAUAUGCAUGGGUCACACUGGCUACAAACGAUGCCUACUCUUUGGGAGCACUGGUCCUGGCGCAUUCUUUACGUCAGGUCGGCACCAAGUACGAUCUAGCUUGUUUGGUCACGCCCGGAGUUACGGCGACGAUGAGGGAAAAAUUGGCGGCAGUAUUCUCCGUAGUGCAGGAAGUUAACGUUCUUGAUUCGAAGGAUGAGGCAAACCUUGCUCUGCUGGCUAGACCAGAAUUGGGCAUUACUUUUACCAAGUUACAUUGCUGGAGGCUAACUCAGUACGAAAAGUGUGUAUUUGUUGACGCAGACGCACUUGUCGUGCGAAAUUGCGAUGAAUUGUUCGAGCGCGAGGAAUUAUCGGCCGCACCGGAUGUCGGUUGGCCCGACUGCUUCAACUCCGGAGUAUUUGUCUUCAGACCAUCUCAACAAACAUUCGCAUCAAUCACCGCAUUCGCUGCCGCUAAGGGCUCGUUCGACGGAGGCGACCAAGGCUUAUUGAACAUGUAUUUCAGCGACUGGGCUUCCAAGGAUAUCUCCAAGCAUCUACCGUUCAUUUACAAUAUGUGUUCCACUGCGACGUACUCUUAUCUUCCUGCGUUUAAACAAUUUGGCGAAGAUGUGAGAAUAAUACACUUUAUCGGCAUAACGAAACCGUGGUUACAGUAUUUCGAUACCCUAACUGGUAUCGUCCAACCGCCAUCAGGAGUCGGACACUUGCAACCGCUGUUACAACUGUGGUGGAACAUAUUCUGCGAACGAGUGCAUCCCCAGCUGUCGAUCUCUAUGGCCAGCAGCACAUUGGCUCCAAUUUGGCACGCAUUUGCUUCCUCGUCCUACGUACCUCCCAAUCCCGCGGUCUCCGUUCACUCUGACGCGACGAGCAGCGACGUUUAUUCGCGAGCGCCGGAUUUCUCCGAGUUUAAAGAUCCCUGGGAGCAGUACUCUCCGCAGAACGAUUCGUUUCUGAAUAACAACAAUACGAAGAGCGACAAUUGCUAUUGCGCGCCGCAACACAAUCAGCAAUCACAUCACGAGCAACAGCAUUCCUCUUACACAUCGGCACCGACGUACAAUCAGCAGCAAUAUGCGCGCAACGAACAACAUUGGCAGCACGCGACUUCUUCUCACUCCGGCGAGAAUUACAACCAAGGUCAUUCCGCGCAACACACUGAGCAUCAUCAUUGGCACGAACAUCACGGCAAACAGCGCCAGUGGAACGAGCAGAAACACCAUCAUGAGCAACAUCAGCACCACGAGCAGAGACACCACGAGCAUCAGCACAAUGCGCAGCAUCAGCACAAUGCGCAGCAUCAGCAUUACGAACAGAGACACAAUGAGCAACGUCAUUACAACGAGCAGAGGCAACAUAGCGAGCAUCAUCAACACUCCGAUUCUCAUAGAAACAAAGCGGACGAUCAUCAGCACGAACCGUUUUACGGACAUUACGAUAAUGAGCGCCAAUCGUGUUCCGCUGAAGUGAAACACGAAGUUCACGCGCAACAUCAUGCUAAUGAUAGCAACCAAGCUAGUCAUCAGGAUACAAACUAUCAGAAUUAUUCGCAAAGUAGUCACGUUACGGAUAAUGAGAGUCAACAUUGUUAUCGGUGCAACGAGAUGAGUAGCGAACAGUCGUUGAAAGUUGCGAACCAGACAGAUACACGGAGAAUCGAUUCCCAUCCCGUCCCUCCCGCACCUUGUACAGAUCUCCACAAUGUAGCCACGCGAUCCGACCCGAACGUAACGGAACAUCUAGACGAUGCAAAUACGGGUCUCGCCGGUGCGCUGGCUCAACUAACGCUGGGCGAAGCGAGGAGCGCCGAGCAACUGGCGCUGGAGGAGCACGUGAGGAAGCAGAGCUGGGAGCAGGGGCAUAUUGACUAUAUGGGUCGCGACAGCUUCGACAAUAUUUGGAAGAAGAUCUGCGAGACGCUCUCCGUCGCGCCGCAACGGGAGCCAACUCCGCCUCAGGAGGAUGUACCUGAAGCUGCUGCUAAAGCUGCUGAUGAGCCUGCUGAGACCGCUACACCUGUUGAAGCGGACAAACCAGCCGUCGAGGCGGAUAAGGAUCCAACGCAAUCUCUAGUAUGCAAAGUUCCCGACGAGACGCUUUCGGUGGCACAAUCUUCCGAGGGAAAAGCACCUGCAUCACUUUCCGAAGAGAAUGCCACGGUAGAAACUGCCGCGACAAAGGAGCCAGCGCAACCGGCCGCGGCGGAAGACGCUUGUGCGAAACUGACGACCGAUCCGAAGGACGUGAUACCGUGCGAAACGAGUACUGAAGUGCCUUUGCCGAAGCCGCCCGUAGAAUCGCCGCCCGUAGAACCGCCGUCCGUGAAAACAAUAGAGCAAUGUCAACUGUCAAGCGUGCAGACGACGCAGGAAGCGUCGUCUCAAGGCGAGAGUCUUCUUCUCGCAACGAAAGAACCGCAACAAGCUGACUCACAGACGUCCGCGUGUCUUCUUUGCAAAAAGGAAGAUACGUCUGUCACGCGAACUGACAGCGCGUCAGCACCUACCGAGGCGAAAUCAGAGACCCCAACUUCCACUACUCGAGACACAACGCAGCCCACCACAGCCGCUCCAAUUAGCGCGGACAGUCCGCAGAGUGUCGUUGUUCCUCCUGUGACGAGCCAAGCGUCGGUUGAAGACGCGGCUAAACGCGCAACCGAUGUGACACAGCCUCUCACGAUAGAUCCGAGCGAGCGGCACGCAGAGAUACUGCUGGCGGCUUCCGAGGUUUCCACCGUGAGUCCCGUGCCCAUUCAGGUGGCGGAAUCGGUUCUACAGGCGGAACCCAAAGAGUCUGUAUCAGGCGCGACCGUGAGCGUGAGCGACCAAGCAAUCUCUACAACGGUCACGGCUGUGCACGAAUCCACGGAUGUCGCUGCAGCGACGACAGCGGAACGCGUUCAAUUGAACGGAUCAGUUUGCGAGGCCGAGCGAGCCGGCGAUGUCGCGGCAGUUGUGGCUGCAGUUUCUAGUCUUCCGGAAAAGACUGAUGCUCCUGCCGAGCCGACGAAGGAACCACCGAGCGAGUCAGCAACGACGAGAGAUGCGCCUUCGGAGACACUGUCGGCUGCUGAAAAGAAGGUUGAGUCUAGUAACAGUGCGCUGCCUCCGGAAACACCGUCUGCAGAAGUGGAGAAAUUAACGGAAUCCGCAAAAACAGAAACGAAGCCUCCGGAACAGAUCGCGAAGACGGAAGCGGCAGAAGUGGAACCUCCGGAGCAGCUCGCGAAAGCAGAAGCAUCGGGAGAAAAAGCCGCGGAAGCCGAGACAACGGAAGCAGUUGCGGAACAACCGGAAACAGCGGAAGAUGCAUCGAGCAAAGCUUCAGACUCACCGGUCGCCGAGCAAAGUCCACCGAAAGAGGAACCCACUGAAGCGAAAAUAUUGAAUAUCCCAUCCACGCCGACUGUGAUCGAGGCCACACCGCCGACCAGUCCGUCCGCGGAAAGCGCGCAAGAGACGGAGGAGAAAGUCGCGAAGAAGAGCCUGAAGAAGUCCGAUUCAGCGGACGGGGCGGACGGCGAGGGCGCGGACAAGAAGGCGACGAAGAAGACGGUGAAGAAGGUGGUGAAGAAACCGAAAGCCAAGCCCGAGGAGGCGGCUUCCUCGCCGACAAGCGCGGACGGUGCCGUCGCGGACGGCUCGCAGAGCAAGACGAAGAAAACCGUGAAGGUGGUGAAGAAAACCGCUACGAAGACCUUGGAAACCGACACGAGCGUGCCGGAGACACCGCCGCCGCCAUCGUCAGCCAGCGCCGAUGCGCCUGUUCCGCCCAAGCGAAAGACGAAGAGCAGCACCGCGAGCGCGAAAGGAACGACUGCCAAGAAACCCGAGACGGAAGAGUGAUCGGUCAAUUUGAAUUGACAAUAAUAAUCUCGGGCGCAAUGCGGAAGUCUGAGAAACGGGCGAAUAUCCGGGCGAUGAGAAGGAAGUCUUUGACGCUGGACGCGCGUAUGCGCAUGGCGCGGGAAUAUAUCGGAGUUCUACGAGGAGAACUUUAACCCUUUCGAGAUUCUGCGUUUUUCAAAGACUGACAACAAAGUGUUGAGUUACACGAUUAUUACUUUAGCUUGUUGAAAUGUUUGAUUAUGAUUUCAGAAAGAUUAAUAAUAAGAUUAAAUUUGUAUCAAACAUUUUUGCGUCAAAUUGUUCCUUUUUCUUAUAGUUUUCUUAAUAUGUUUUAUGCAACGUUCCGCUCAACGGCUCGAUUAGCGAGCUCCGAUAAAUUUUGCUCAAAUAUAGUUGAUAAAAUUGUUGUGACAUCACCGAACGCCGCUUCGGAAGGGUUAAAGGGCACUGACACUAGAAGAUUACACUUGCUAGUCUGUUACGGUUUUUGAUACUUUUAAUAUAUCUCGCAAGAGUUUCUAUAUCGCCGUUGAGCUCGAUACCGCGCUCGCCGAAGGUAUCGAGCGCUACCGAGAAUUUAAUCGAUGUCGCAAUGAAUGAAUCAUAUUUUUUUUUUAUUAUCAACGAUAUACCACUCGCUACUCCCAUAUAAUGUAUCCCUAUCUGUCUUCUUAUGUAUCGUAUUUCUGCAAUUAUCAUUUCCUCAAGCCGACAUUACUCGGGCGGGUUCUUGCACACUAUAGAGAACAUACGGGAAACGCAAUCUCAUCGGGUGUGUCAUCCGAGCAAUGAGAGCUUGAAUAUCUUAUUAAACAAGCAUUUUAUUAUAUUUUCUUCGCUUUAAUGCAUUCGAUAGAAUGUAUUUUAAGAAUAAA
This is a messenger RNA of Linepithema humile (Argentine ant), 4914 nucleotides long. It is a transcript of the gene Gyg, whose product is annotated as Glycogenin. Lineage: Eukaryota; Metazoa; Arthropoda; Insecta; Hymenoptera; Formicidae. Gene Ontology annotation, cellular component: cytoplasm. Gene Ontology annotation, molecular function: glycosyltransferase activity. The record is from RefSeq and is a predicted model, not a curated record.